Molecule: messenger RNA, 1878 nt
Organism: Rhagoletis pomonella (apple maggot)
Lineage: Eukaryota; Metazoa; Arthropoda; Insecta; Diptera; Tephritidae
Gene: GNBP3
Product: gram-negative bacteria-binding protein 3
Exons: 1
Coding region: 240-1772 (510 amino acids)
Biological process (GO): carbohydrate metabolic process
Molecular function (GO): hydrolase activity, hydrolyzing O-glycosyl compounds; carbohydrate binding
Source: RefSeq, a predicted model, not a curated record
ACCGGUUUGCAUUUGCUGUAAUCGAAAACAAAAACAAAUUAAAAACGACGCCUACCCAACAGGUUAUCAGCGCUAAUGUGAGCUCCAAAAUGCUAAACUCAAUGCAGAGCUACGGCAGUUAGUAGAAAACAAUUCGCGAAGCAGCAGUUCAAUUCAUUUUGCAACGGCAACGGCACUCGAACAAAAUACGCUUACACACACAACAAAGAAAGGAAGAAGGAAAUAACAUAUAUGCCAAGAUGCUGCGCUUGCUAAUCCUCGCUAUAACCUGCUUCGCCGCUACAGCGCGCGCCAACAUUCCACCCUACGAGGUGCCAAAGGCAAAAAUCGAUGUCUUCUGGCCCAAAGGAUUUGAGGUGUCUAUACCGCAUGAGGAGGGCAUGACACUCUUCGCAUUUCACGGCAAGCUAAAUGAGGAAAUGGACGGCUUAGAGGCCGGCACUUGGGCCAGAGAUAUUUUGAAGCCGAAAGAUGGCCGUUGGAUUUUUCGCGAUCGCAACACAAAACUGAAAUUCGGUGAUACACUUUACUAUUGGACCUAUGUGAUCUACAAUGGUUUGGGUUAUCGUGAAGAUGAUGGCGUGUUUGUGGUGAACGAAUAUACAAACCGGCCUGGUGAAAUCACCACUCCCACUCCACCACCACCAUCAGGAGGCGGCAACGGUGACAACAAAGGUCACGGCGGCGCUGGCGAAAUUGAUGUGCGCAUCGAUGAAAGCUGCAAAUCGACAGCAACUACCAAAAAUGGCGUGCCACAACGUUGCGCCAAUCAAUUGCUCUUCGAUGAUGACUUUACAGGCUCGCGUUUGGACAAGCACCAUUGGACUGUGGAAGAACGCUUCUCCCGAGCGCCCGACCAUGAAUUUGUCCUGUAUUUAGACAAUGUGCCCGAUGUGUUAAAAGUGCAAAAUGGCAUGGUUACUAUACGCCCGAAAAUGACUAAGCAGCACUUCCAACAGUAUAAGAACCCGUUGCGUGCCAAACACGAUCUGGGCGCACGUUGUACAGGGCGCGCCAACACGGAUGAUUGCGUACGCGAUGGCGGUGCACAACACAUCCUCAACAUACCGCCCUUCAUUUCGGCGCAAUUCUCCACAAAGCAGCACUUCACUUUCAAAUAUGGCCGCGUCGAAAUACGCGCUAAGCUGCCGCGCGCUAACUGGGUCUUCCCGCAGUUAUGGUUGGAGCCGAAAGACGCAAAAUAUGGCGUCGACAACUAUCAAUCCGGCCAAAUGCGCAUCGCAUUCACCUGCAUCAAUAAUACACAAAUGCAUCUAUACGGUGGUCUAAUUUUAAAUGCGAAUAGUCCUUGGCGUAGGGCGAAAAUGUGUGAAUUUAACAAUGAAGAUGCGCUUGAUCUGGGCAAUGAAUUUCACACUUACAGCUUGACUUGGAAAGAAAACGAAAUUUCCGUAUCGGUGGACGGUAAGCAAUAUUGUCGGUGGUUUACUUCAAGCAACACAGAAGAAGCUUUAACAAAUUUGAAGGCGGAAGACGGGCAGGAGCUACCAAAGCUACCGAACAGCGAAUUACUCAAGUCGGGCACGAAGCUGGCGCCUUUCGAUCAGGAAUUCUACAUUACACUGGGCUAUGGCAUUGCUGGCGUGAAUGACUUUGAGGAUAGCUUGUAUGGAUGGCAGCCAGAGAAGCCUUGGGUAAAUACAGAGCCGCGUGGAAUGAGCUUGCUGCAUAAAAAGGUGAAGAAUGAUUUUGACGGCUGGCUGCAGAAUGGCGAUCUGCGUAUCGAUUAUAUUAGGGUCUAUUCGAUUUAGAAUUGUAUGUGCAAAUCUUUAGUAUAGCAAUAUAGCAGUUUAUACAUAUUUUUAGUGUGGGUUUUCUAUAAUUAAUAAAUAAAUUACAUUUUCGCAUUUUACAAAU